AAGACAUGUGACAUUACAUUUUUUAUAUUCGUUUUAUUUUUUAUAAAUUUUAAUAAAUCAAAUAGUUUAUAUACAUUUUACAUUAAUUCAGCAUGUUAAAAUAGAUAAUGGACUCGUCGAAUUUACAAAUAAAAAUAAAGGCCCCGAAUUUAGAAGGAGAAGCGACCGAUGAAGCUAAUAACCUCCUAAGAAAUGGCAUUCUCGUAGAAACGAGCAAAGGCUUAAUUUGUAUGUCCUUAAACGAUGCACUAUCGUUGGAUCUGAACCUCUCCGUGGACGAUUUACGUAACGUCGCCGCUCAGUUGAUAUCGCAACAGAAUGUGAUUACUCAUACACAUUCGACGAAAACGCCGCAUAUCAAUUUGAAUUUCGAUAGCGAUGGAUUCUCCAGCGAAUGCAGCGAUAUCAGUACCACGACGUCGGGCUCCACUGUACAUUCGAGCUUCAAACCGUUCCCGCCGGCUUUGAGCGAAGUGCAUGCAAUUCACGCGAACAUGUUCAAAAUCGAUAAUCAAAACGCCACUAACAGUAAGGAAUGCGUCAAAGUAAUGCUAGACGAAAAGCCGACCGAUAGCAAAAUCGAAGUUAAUCAAGUUGCCGAGCUCGUAACUGUUAUAGAAAAACCGAAGAAGGGCAGAGGGGGCUGGCCGAAAGGUAGGAAACGGAAGCCGGAACUUCUCAACCUACCGCCCAAAGCUCCCGCUACCGGCUAUACUUUAUAUCUAAACGAACAAAGAAAAUUGUUCAAAGACAGCUCUUUGGCUUUCCACGAAAUCACCAAAAUCAUUGGCAACAAAUGGUCGAGUUUAACGCUUGAAGAAAAGAAACCUUACUUAGAGAAAGCCGAGGAAGACAAAAAGCGGUACAGAGAGGAGUUAAAGCAGUACAGACAAUCAGAUGCUUAUAGGGCUUACCUAACAAAAAAACGAAAGAAACGCUUGCAAUAUAAUGUUAUGUCCGAAAGCGAUAUGGAUGCAACCGAUGAUUUCGACGAGGAAGAUAACGAAGAGUUGUACUGCAGGACAUGCGAUCAAUGGUUUCACAAUUUGCACAACAAGCGAGAGCAUUUACAAGGCAAGCAACACCUGCAAUCGGUUGCCGGGGAUAUUACUCGAGAAUUGAGUUCCGAUCCGGAGGGCUUGAACAUCGCUAGUACCGCUUCUUUCAGUACUUCUUUGGACGAAUCCAGCCUGGACGGUAUGCCCAAUACGAGAAUAUCCAACACAACAAAUACGAUAAGCGAAGCUAUGAGCAGUUUAGCUUCGAUGGUAGCGAAAAGAGAGAGCGAGAUAAAGACGUUGAAAAACAGACAGAACGAAUCGAUAUCGCAACAGCAGGCCUUGUGCAAUCAGCUGCAUCAGCUUAGCGAAAGGCAUAAAAAACUCCAGAAGGAUUUGCUGCUGCUCAAAGAGAAGGAAAAGGACGUCGAAGGUAAGGUUUUCCAUCUUUGGCAAGUGCCCAGCUGGUUCAUAAUAACGGAUUUGAGCAGCACCGAUUGUAACGAAAGUACCGAAUGAAGUGCAACCGGCUUGUUAAAAUGUAGACGCGGCGCGCGUUAAUUGUUGGCGAGAAAAACACGAGGUGGUGCUGAUGAGGUUGUUAAAAUAAAAAUUAUCGAGACGAGACUAUCGAUAAUGAAAUUUGUCCUCGCUUAAAUAACUUAGAAGUUAUUCCAUAUUGUAGGCGAUAAAUUUCGAGGGCUAAUUUUAUUAUUGAAAACUUAACCAAUAUAUCAAAUAAUAUUUGAUCUAAUGAUCUAAACUUAUUGAAUAGUUUUAUUAUACAGGUUGAUUCAUUUUAGUUUGCAAUAUAGGUUAUGUAGGCUAUGCUAUGGGUGCGAUAAAGAGAACUUCCAGACACUUAUAAAGGAAAAAGAAAGAGAUAUUGUGUCAACUUUUCACUCUGACAACUCUCUUUGUUCAACUCGUAGAAAUAAAUGACCAUAUUGCAAACUGAAAUGAACCAAGGUGUAUAAUUUCAAGUGGCUAAACAUUUUUAUUUGCUUAUAAAAUAGUCUCAGUACGAUUCGAGAGGUAUCUAAUUUUCGAAAUUCGAAUUUCACAUUCAGGGAAUUAGAUGCCGGUUGAAAUCGAAGUUAUUUUUCGUUAAGACUAUGCAGGUACAUUUGUUAAAAAUGAGUCUGAAUAAAUUAUUUAAUCUUUUGAA
Messenger RNA from Phyllotreta striolata, 2166 nucleotides. NCBI's taxonomy places the organism in Eukaryota, Metazoa, Arthropoda, Insecta, Coleoptera, Chrysomelidae. The record is from the annotation of a GenBank genome assembly.